Cladophialophora psammophila CBS 110553 is the source of this 2049-nucleotide messenger RNA. RefSeq lists its product as uncharacterized. Bases 1 to 2049 code for a protein of 682 amino acids. Gene Ontology annotation, molecular function: DNA binding; zinc ion binding; DNA-binding transcription factor activity, RNA polymerase II-specific. NCBI's taxonomy places the organism in Eukaryota, Fungi, Ascomycota, Eurotiomycetes, Chaetothyriales, Herpotrichiellaceae. The record is from RefSeq and is a predicted model, not a curated record. Gene Ontology annotation, biological process: DNA-templated transcription; regulation of DNA-templated transcription. The transcript is spliced from 4 exons.
AUGGAGGCGCAACACGCGCGCAAGAGGAAGCGCUCAGCCAUCGCUUGCACGCGCUGCCACGAUCGAAAAGUCCGCUGCUCGCUGGCCUUCCAGGGCAUCCCAUGUGCAAACUGUGCUCAGGAUGGCACCGUCUGCAAGGUCUAUGGCCAGCAGCAUGCCGCCCGCUCGGGCCAGGCCAGCCGACCUUCAUCGACACCAGUCUACCCUCUGACGCCGUCUCCAAGAUCCAUACCCACUGCCGAGGUAUCGCACCAAGGAUCGGAUGAAGUCGAAGUCCCCCGGGAGUGCGCAAACCUGGAGAAGAGCCCGGCACAGGUGGCGUCCCCGGACUGUCCAAGGGGUCCAGACACAUCCCGCGAGAUCGCAACCGGCACUCAGCAAACUCCCACCACGGUUUCAGACCCAAUAUCUGAAAGACCUCGCAGCUCUGACCAUUCACGGGACAUCUUAGUGCCUUAUUAUGCCGGAGAGUCUGAGGGACUCGAAUUUGUGUUCGAUCUCUGCUCGCCAAAUCGGCCGGUGAAAGGAAGCCCAUAUAUCAUCAGCCGCAACGUCCUCAAACGACAACGCUUCGAACCAGAGAUAACGCCUGGUUCCAGACCCCUAUUUCCCCCUUCGGUCUGCGCGCGGCUCCUUCGCUGCUUCUUUAGCUACGUCUACCCUUUCUUACCGGUCGUGAAUGCCGGGGAAUUUAUUACAAAGUAUUCCGAUGAUCCCAACAGCGUCAGCUGCCUGUUGUUGUGGUCGGUAUUUUUUGCUGCGGCGAUCUACAUUGAUGCGGAGACUCUCAAAGCUAUAGGGUUCCAAUCCCGCAAAAUCUUGAAGCAAUUUUGCUAUCAGAAUGCCAAGAAGACGUAUGAUGCGCAGCUCGAGGCUGAUAAGUCCGCUAUCAUUGCGUCGGCUUUACUCCUAGGUUACUGGUAUGUUGACCUGGAGGAUCUAGACGGCGCCCCCUAUUGGAUUGGAACAGCCAUCCACCUGUCCUUUGGUAUUGGGCUCCAUCGUGAACCAAGCUACUCUCGGCUUCAGCGGUGUCCGUUCCCCUCAUCACAACGAGCACUCUGGAGACGGCUGUGGUGGUGCAGCUAUUACCGCGAUGCCUGGCUCUCGUUGGGCACUGGAAGGCCGAUGCGCGUCCACCUGGAUGACUGUGACCUGAACCUGCCGACCGUUCACGAUGUCGUGGAUGAUGUCAAAGAUCUAUCUCCGGAGCUGCGCGAGGCAUUCCUACCCCGUGAUCUCGAGGAACUGACGGAGCUCUGGAUCAAGUUGCUCCGGUUGUCCAUAAAGCUGGAAGACGCCAUGGUUUUGCAUUACCGACCGCGAAGGCCACCGCUAUCAUUGUCUCAGCUGGAAGCCGACUAUGCGGACGUAUCAAAUCUUCUCGACAACCUUUCCAUAGACAUAGAAAAACAAUCUCGAAUCUUGGGCCUGCACAUGAGCCAUCUCAGAUGCUAUUGCGAUGCAACCAUCAUUCUGCUUCAUCGCUCCUACAUUCUUUCCACACCCGAACACCUGUCGCCGGCCGAGCGAAGCAGUCUCCAAGCAGUCGCGACCCAGAGAUCCAAGGCUGCCGCGGCUGAUUCCACGAGCACCCUCAACAAAUUAAUCGCCCAGGAUAUGAUUGAGACAUCACCUGCAAUGCUCGUGACUGCCAUCAUGACUGUCAUGCAGAUCCACUUGUUCGAGCUUGCUCGAUCCGACGGCCUCAUCCGUCAGCAUGCCGGGCACAAUUUAAACCUGUAUUUGAUGGUCCUCUCCCAUCUCAACAAGACAUUUUGGAGCGCGGACAUGCAUCGCAACCUCUUCAGCGAGGUCCUGAAGGCGUUCAACACGGGCAAAACAGGAGACGCGAAGCAAUAUGCGGGCUACGCGGCGGGUCUCCAGGGUCCGGCUGGGCGAGCAAGCACUCCUCAUCCUCGCGACGAUCAGAUGAACUCCAUGAACACUGUGCUGGACUCCUGCGGAUUGAGCGGGACUGCUUUCGACGAUUUCUUCGCGUCUUUUGGUCCAUUCGACAAUUUUCAAUUUUGGUUUGAUGAGGGGUAA